ACCAUAUUCUGCACCACCACCCCAAGCGUCGUUCAUUUUCCUUUUCAUCAAAUUAUCAAUUAGGCCUAAUUACCAGUUAAAACGUUGUCUCUGGACGUGUAAAUAGCGUGUUAUAAUCAUGCCAAUUGAUCGUUCUUAUGGCGGUUACCGAAUUUUUGUCGGAGACAUUGGUCCAAGAAUCAGCAAAUAUGAUUUGGAAAGAGAAUUUGAAAGAUUUGGUGCAAUGCUCGAUGUGUGGGUAGCGAGAAAUCCUCCUGGUUUUGCAUUCAUCGUUUUUAAGUAUGAAGAUGAUUCUGAGAGAGCUGUCCGAUCAUUAGAUGGAAGAACUGUUUGUGGUCGCAGGGUUAGAGUUGAGCAUGCCCGUCCCCAGCAUAGCCGUGGACGUCCCCCUCCACCUAGGUAUGGCCCACCUCACCGCUACGGAGGUAGACCAAGGAGAUCAAGAUCGCGAUCCAGAGAAAGACCUCGUCGCUCUAGAUCCAGGUCACGUCACAGACGUCGCUCUCGUUCAAGAGACAGGUCUCGUGAAAGAAGACGUUCAAGAUCUGGUGAUAAAAGGAAAAGCCGUGAUCGUAGUGGUAGCAAAGAACGUACAAGCCGUGGACGCGAGCAAAAAAGUGGAAGCCGUGAGCGUAAUAGUAGAAGUCGUGAACGCAAUAGCAGAAGCAGAAGUCGUAAAAGCAGAAGCAGAAGUCAUAAGAGUAGGAGUCGUGAGAGAAAAAGCCGAAGUGGCAGCCGUGGGGUUGAACAAAGCAGGGACAGAAGCCGCAGCCAAAGUCGUGACUCUGUAGGAUCAACCAAGAGCGAUAGAAUUGAGAAUGGAAGCGACCGAAGAAGCCGAUCACGAUCCGGAUCACCCGUUGGGGAUGAUUAAUGGUGAUCAAUUUUUUUUUUCGGCAAUUUCUCUACCAGCAAAUGUUUAUUCUGUACAACACUGUACAACAGCUGUUCGUUUUUUAAUGAACUUUCUCUUUUUAAUAUUUUAUUCAAAAUGUAUAAUUUUUUGCUAUUGUAUUUUGAAAAAGAAGUGAUGAUAUAAAAAGGAGGACAAGAAUGUAACAGUGUUGGUUGGUAGUUUGACAAUGUAAAUAUUUUUUCUUAGAUGUUAUACGACACCAAACAAUGUUUUGUAAGUGAUAUAUAAAUUUCAUAAUUUGACAAAAAACUAGUCCCAGUAAGCUGUCUCUUAGUUUCAGGUGUGCAUAUGUAAAAAGUCAAGUGUUAGAAAUCAGUCAUACAACUUAUACCGCCAUUACUUAUACCACCAUGGCUCAUACUCCAUCGCCUAUGUCUUAUACCCCAUUGCUUACACCCCCUCAGGCUGUUACCUCCCAUGCCUUAUCCCCAUGGCUUAUACUCUACAGCAUUUCUGUAUUGUUUUAUACAUGUAAUAUGUCUUGACAUUUGCUAUGCAUACAUGAAACUACUAGAUGGCACAUAGAUAUAUUUGCCACACUUGGAACUCUAUUGUUAUUUGAUCCCUUGUCUGUAGCUGUUUAAUUAGCUUUAGUAUACACAUUUAAACUACUCUUUCGAUUAGUCACCAAAGUUGUCUAAAAUGAAUUGCAUUUCUUCUUUUUAUAAAAGUCCCAUCAUGUUUCAAGCAUUUUUAUAUCCUGAUAUUUUCAUAUGACUUGAAAUUUGUGUGUUUUUUGUUGUUGUAGUUGCGUACAUUAAUGUAAAAUGUCAUUAGCUUUUCACAAACAUUUUUAUUCUUGAUCAAUGAAAAACAGCAUUUCUGCGCCAUUUAAUGAUUUACCCAGAAUUUGUGACGUAAAUACAUAUUGGUUUUUGGAAAUAAAAAAAUGUAGAAUUGGCA
Molecule: messenger RNA, 1819 nt
Organism: Anneissia japonica
Lineage: Eukaryota; Metazoa; Echinodermata; Crinoidea; Comatulida; Comatulidae
Product: serine/arginine-rich splicing factor 3-like
Exons: 7
Coding region: 119-874 (251 amino acids)
Molecular function (GO): RNA binding
Source: RefSeq, a predicted model, not a curated record